CGCGGGGCGGAGGCGAUGGCCACCGUAGUGGUGGAAGUGGACUCGGAGCCCUGCUGCAGCAUCCCCAACCCGACCUCCACCUCGCCCAGUCUCUCCCACCGCUUCCUAGACAGCAAGUUUUACCUGCUGGUGGUCAUCGGCGAGCUGGUGACCGAGGAGCACCUGCGGCGGGCCAUCACCAAUAUCGAGCGAGGAAUCCGAUCAUGGGACACAAACUUGGUCGAAUGCAACUUGGAUCAAGAACUGAAACUUUUUGUGUCUCGCCAUUCAGCUCGAUUCUCUCCUGAAGUUCGAGGUCAGAAGAUUCUUCACCACAGAAGUGAUGUCUUAGAAACUGUAGUCCUCAUCAAUCCCUCAGAUGAAGCAGUUAGUACUGAGGUGCGCUUAAUGAUCACAGAUGCUGCAAGGCACAAGCUCCUUGUUCUAACUGGCCAGUGCUUUGAAAACACAGGAGAGCUCAUUCUUCAGUCAGGGUCCUUCUCCUUCCAGAACUUCAUUGAGAUUUUCACGGAUCAAGAGAUUGGUGAAUUGUUGAGCACCACACACCCUGCCAACAAAGCCAGCUUAACUCUUUUCUGCCCUGAGGAAGGAGAAUGGAAAAAUUCCAACCUUGACAGACACAACCUUCAAGACUUCAUUAACAUUAAACUCAACUCAGCUUCCAUAUUGCCUGAGAUGGAAGGACUCUCUGAAUUCACAGAGUAUCUGUCAGAAUCAGUAGAAGUGCCAUCACCUUUCGACAUUUUGGAACCUCCAACCUCAGGAGGUUUCUUGAAGCUCUCCAAACCCUGCUGUUACAUUUUUCCAGGGGGAAGAGGGGACUCUGCAUUGUUCGCAGUGAAUGGAUUCAAUAUGCUUAUCAAUGGAGGAUCUGAAAGAAAAUCUUGUUUUUGGAAACUUAUCCGGCACUUGGACAGGGUAGAUUCCAUUCUGCUCACUCACAUCGGAGAUGACAAUCUGCCAGGAAUCAAUAGCAUGCUUCAGCGAAAGAUAGCUGAACUAGAAGAGGAACAGUCUCAAGGGUCUACUACCAACAGUGACUGGAUGAAAAAUCUGAUAGAAACAAUAAAAGAAACAAAAUCUGAAGUUGCACUUAUAAAGGACGAUCUGAAACUCACUGGCACAGUACAAAAAGACACCUUUGAAGUACAAAAAGAAAAACUGGAUAAUGAAGGACCUGCUGAGUCAUCCGAUGAAGGCAUAACAACCACAGAGGCUGAGGGUGAGUGUGAACAGACACCUGAAGAAUUGGAACCUGUGGGAAAACACAAGGUUGAUGACAAUGAAAAGUUUGAAGAUGAGGGAACUGGCUUGGAAGAAUCAUCUGAAGCAGAUUAUGAAGAAAAGGCAGAGACAGAAGAAGCUGAAGAACGAGAUGAAAAUGAAGUAGAAAAAACACAACUGGAUGCCACAAAACCAUACGUGGAAGAAUCAAGAAAAAUUCCAGGUGGCUCAGAAAAAGUAAUGACUCAAGUAGAUACUAACAUUAAAGAUGAAAAUUAUAUUGAAAAGGCAGAUUAUGAGGCAUCUGAUGAACGAGCUGAAGAAGACAGGGAAGAAGCGAUAGAAAAGGCAGAAACUGAAGAGACUGAAGAAGAUGAGGAAGACAAAGCAGAAGACAUCAGAGAUGAAGAAGAAACUGAAAAAACAGAAGCUGAAGAAGAUUACGUGAUGGCUGUGGUAGACAAAGCUGCAGAAUCUGGUGAAACUGAGGAUAAGUAUGGCCUACUCAUAAUUACACCAACCAAACGCUCAGAGUCUCAGUCUCCUGUGAUUGAACCAGCUUCUUCUAUCCAUGAUGAGACACUGCCUGGUGGUUCAGAAAGUGAAGCCACUGUUUCUGAUGAAGAAAAUAGAGAAGAUCAACCUGAGGAAUUCACUGCUACUUCAGGUUACACACAGUCCACCAUUGAAAUAUCCAGUGAACCAACUCCAAUGGAUGAAAUGUCAACACCCCGAGAUGUUAUGAGUGAUGAAACUAACAAUGAGGAAAGCGAGUCACCCUCUCAGGAGUAUGUGAACAUUACCAAGUAUGAGACAUCACUCUACUCUCAAGAGUUCAGCAGAGCUAAACUUUCUCCACUUCCAGAUGCUUUUAAUGGGUUAUCCGAAGGAUCCAAGACAGAGGCCACAGAAGGUAAGGAUUAUAAUGCCUCAGCUUCCACCAUCUCACCACCCUCUUCAUUAGAAGAAGACAAAUUCUGCAAAUCUGCAUUCCAAGAUGUAUACCGGCAAAGAGAAAGUGAAAUCCAAGGCACUGACAAAUUAGAAAUCAGAGAACCCUACCAAGAAGAUGGUGGAAAACAUAGUUCAGCCAAGAGUCCAGCUGACAGUUUGUCCCCUCCAUCGCCUGUUGCCAAAACACCACUGAGUGAACGUAGUGUGAACUUUUCGCUCACUCCCAAUGAGAUCAAGGCUCCUUCUGAGUCUGUCCCUACUGCUAAAUUGCCUGAUGUACACCAGGAAGUUGCUGAAGAGCACUGCACGAGCCCUGAAGAUAAAACAUUAGAAGUAGCAUCUCCAUCACAGUCUGCUGCUGGUAGUGCUGGCCACACACCUUAUUAUCAGUCUCCCACUGAUGAAAAGUCCAGUCAGCUGCCCUCUGAAACCAGUGAAAAGUCAACAGAAGCCCCUGUUAGCUUUGAGUUCAGUGAAGACAAAGAUGAGUCUGCAAAAUGCAGAAUAAGCCCCAUGGAUGAGCCUGUGCCAGAUUCAGAAUCCCCCAUUGAAAAGGUUCUCUCACCUCUGCGGAGUCCUCCACUGAUAGGUUCAGAGACCACUUACGAUACAUUUUUGAGUGCUGAUUUAAAGUCUCCCACCAGAGAUUAUGGAAGUCCUUCUGAGGGGAAACCUGAAAAAGAAAAAUCACCUGUUCAGAUGAGCCCAGCUUCUGAAGCAAGCUCUGUGGGCCUCUUCCAAGAAAAACAAGAUGAAAAAAGCAUGGAGUUUAUGGUAAUUAAGGAAGGCUUCAGCCUGGAAAGGAAAAUGGAGGAUACAGAACCUAGCAGCUCCCAGUCUUCACUGGUCUUGGAUGAGCGGAAGUUAGCAGGUGAUCUCUCACCAACUCAAAUAGAUAUCAGUCAGUUUGGCUCUUUAAAAGAAGAUACUAAAAUGUCAAUUUCUGAAGGCACUGUCUCUGACAAGUCUGCAACUCCCGUUGAUGAGGUUGUUGCAGAAGACACCUAUUCCCAUAUAGAAGGAGUAGCUUCUGUCUCUACAGCAUCUGUUGCUACUAGUUCAUUUCCAGAACCAACUACUGAUGAUGUAUCUCCUUCCUUGCACGCUGAGGUUGGUUCUCCCCACUCUACUGAAGUUGAUGAUUCUCUUUCCGUGUCAGUUGUACAAACACCAACAACUUUUCAGGAAACAGAAAUGUCUCCAUCUAAAGAAGAGUGCCCAAGGCCUAUGUCAAUUUCUCCACCAGAUUUCUCACCUAAAACUGCAAAAUCAAGAACACCAGUGCUUGAUCACAGAUCUCCUGAGCAGUCAGCUAUGUCAGUAGAAUAUGGUCAGGAGUCACCUGAGCAGUCUUUAGCAAUGGAUUUUAGUAGGCAGUCUCCAGAAUAUCCUGCUCUAGGCAGUAGUGUACACCAUAUCUCUGAAAAUGGACCGACGGAAGUAGAUUAUAGCCCUUCAGAUACACAGGAGUCUCCUUUUGCACAGAAGAUUUCACCUGUGGAACAGUCAUCUUACUCUCAAGAGAAAGAUAUUUCAGAAAUUAUUUCAGUUUCUCAAAUUGAAGCUUCAUCCUCAACUUCAUCAGCUCACACACCUUCCCAGGUAGCUUCACCACUGCCAGAGGAAGCUUUUUCAGGUGGUGUUCCACCCAGAGAGAUGUCACUGCAUUCUUCUUUUACCUCAGAAAAGGUGCAGAGCCUGGGAGAAAAGCUGUCACCAAAAUCUGACCUGUCUCCACUAACUCCAAGGGAAUCUUCUCCCCUGUAUUCUCCUACUUUUCCAGAUUCACCUCCUGCAAUCACAGAAGCAGUGUCAGCUAGUCACACACCUUUGUUGUCACAACGAGUGUCUUCUGUCAAAGCCUUUGGUUAUCAGGAACCCCUAUCAAAGCACAGUCCAGAACCUUUGCUCAGCCCAGAUAAAGAAGAUUCAGAGAAAAGCAGCAGGUCACCAGAGGAACUUAGUUAUUCAUAUGAGGCCAGAGAGAAAAGUACAAGGUCACCAGAGAAUAUCAGCUAUUCCUAUGAGGCAGUCGGAAAAUCUACUAGAUCACCUCAAGCCAUGGAUUAUUCCUAUGAGACAAGCAGAAAAACUACUAGGUCUCCUGAGACCACAGAUUAUUCCUAUGAGAUCACCAGGAACACUACUAGGUCACCCGAGGGUACAGACUAUUCAUACGAGAUAAUUGCAAAAAAUAUGGGGUCAUCUGAGGUCACAGAUUAUUCUUAUCAGAUAACAGGGAAAACCACCAGGUCACCAGGGGCCACAGAUUAUUCCUAUGAGACAGCUGGGAAAACCACCAAAUCACCUGAAGCCACAGAUUAUUCCUAUGAGUUAACUGGGAAAGCUACCAGAUCACCCGAUACUAUGGAUUAUUCCUAUGAGACAACAAGGAAAACCUCUAAGUCACCAGAAUCUGUUGGCUACUGCUAUGAGACAACUGGGAGAACCACCAGGUCAUCAGAGGCCAUGACUUACUCUUAUGAGACAGCUGAGAAAGCCUCCAGUUCACCUGAAGCCACAGAUUACUCGUUUGAGACAACUGGGAGAGCUACCCCUGGGAGGUCACCUGAAGCUACCGGCUAUUCCUAUGAAGCAAGUGCACAUUUUACUCCAAGUAAAUCGUUAGCAGAAUCCCGUCAAGAUGUUGACUUAUGCCUUGUGUCUUCUUGUGAAUAUAAACAUCCCAAAACUGAACUUUCACCUUCAUUUAUCAACCCAAAUCCCCUUGAGUGGUUUGCAAGUGAAGAACAGUCUCAAGAUCAAGAGAAGCCACUAACUCAGUCUGGGGGAGCUCAGCCUCCUUCUGGGGGAAAGCCGCAAGGACGGCAGUGUGAUGAAACUCCUCCCACAUCUGUGAGCGAGUCUGCCCCAUCUCAGACCGAUUCGGAUGUUCCCCCGGAGACUGAGGAAUGCCCUUCCAUCACUGCAGAUGCUAACAUUGACUCAGAAGAUGAGUCAGAAACCAUUCCAACGGACAAGACAAUUACCUACAAACACAUUGACCCACCACCUGUCCCUAUGCAGGAUCGCAGCCCUUCCCCCAGGCACCCUGAUGUUACCAUGGUUGAUCCAGAGGCUCUGCCAGUUGAACAGAAUUUAGGCAAACCUUUGAAGAAGGACCUCAAAGAAAAGACAAAGACAAAAAAGCAGGGUACCAAGACCAAGUCAUCUUCUCCUGUUAAAAAAAGUGAUGGUAAAUCAAAACAAGUGGCUUCACCAAAGCCAGCUACAAAAGAAUCUUUAGACAAAAUUUCCAGAACAGCUUCUCCAAAAAAGAAGGAAUCUGUGGAGAAGGCAACCAAAAAUAUCUCUAAUCCAGAGCUGAAGUCUCGAGUGGAAGAGAAAGAUAAGGAUACAAAGAAUGCAGCAAAUACAACAACAUCCAAGUCGGCAAAGACUGCAACCACAGGACCUGGGAAUACUAAGGUGGCAAAAUCUACAGCAGUGCCUCCAGGACCUCCAGUGUAUUUGGAUCUGGUGUACAUUCCCAACCACAGCAACAGCAAGAAUGUUGAUGUUGAGUUUUUCAAGAGGGUGCGGUCAUCCUACUAUGUGGUGAGCGGGAAUGACGCUGCGGCCGAGGAGCCAAGCAGGGCUGUUCUGGACUCCCUGCUGGAGGGCAAGGCGCAGUGGGAGAGUAACAUGCAGGUGACUUUAAUCCCAACCCAUGACUCAGAAGUGAUGAGGGAAUGGUAUCAAGAGACCCAUGAGAAACAGCAGGAUCUCAACAUCAUGGUUUUGGCAAGCAGCAGCACUGUUGUUAUGCAAGAUGAGUCUUUUCCUGCAUGCAAGAUUGAACUGUAAGAACAAGACCGAGCAUUACAAGAUUAAACUUUGUUUCCAGAAAUUCUUCAGUAUAAAAACACCUUUCCUGAAAAUUCAAGUCAUCUAUUUCAACUGCUGAACUAUACACCUGCCAAAUGCUAUACUGUGUCACAGUGAUGCAAAUCACUAAUAUAUUUUUCAGUCUUUGUUGGUUGCUAAGGGAAAAUAACAGUCUUCCCAUAGUAGAGUACAAAUUACUGCAAAAAUACAGAUCCAGUUGCAUCUCCACUGAACGUUUUGAAACCAUGCACUAGCAACCCUAAUUGACUUUUGCCAGGUAGAGGCAUUUGCCCUCUAAAGAAACACAAAGAGAGAAAGAGAGAGCGGGGUAGGAGGAGAAAGUAGUAAAUUAUUAGGUCUGCAUUAGUCUCAUGGCAAUAGAUGUAUCGCUUAGUACAGUCUGCUUAUGUUCUCACAUGAGAAGAAAGUUUUGAAUUUUUAUCAAUAUGAGCUAUCACUAUGGGGAUCCU
Pyrgilauda ruficollis (rufous-necked snowfinch) is the source of this 6476-nucleotide messenger RNA. It is a transcript of the gene MAP1B, whose product is annotated as microtubule associated protein 1B. Bases 16 to 5985 code for a protein of 1989 amino acids. Gene Ontology annotation, molecular function: actin binding; microtubule binding. Gene Ontology annotation, biological process: microtubule cytoskeleton organization; regulation of microtubule depolymerization; dendrite development. The transcript is spliced from 7 exons. The record is from RefSeq and is a predicted model, not a curated record. Gene Ontology annotation, cellular component: neuronal cell body; microtubule associated complex; cytosol. Lineage: Eukaryota; Metazoa; Chordata; Aves; Passeriformes; Passeridae.